GUGUACCGAGUCGCAGUGUUUAUUAUUUUCUGCCCCUAUCCUUAAAUUGUUUGUACAUAAUAAUAAUACAUACAUACAAUAAAUACAUCGAUGGAUUGAAAAAUGGCCUAAUGUUUGGAAUAAAUGAUGUCUUGCGCGGGCCCCCCUUAUGCAGAUGGUGGCACUCUUAUGUGCAUUUUAUUAAUUAAAGUCAUGUGAAAAUGUCGCAUAACAUUUUAUCAGCUGGACUCAAAUGCAACGAGUGUGUGUAAAUUAUAAUUAUUUAAUUUGUGUUCCCAUACUUUCACAAGAACAGAAAAACCAAACAAUAGUGAACAAAAAUCAAAAUCCAAAAAUCAAGUGUUUAAAGUUCGGUUAUAUACAUACAUACGUAACAAAAAAUAAAUAAACAAAUAAGGGCUAGCAGGAUAACAAAAACAAAAACCGACAAGAGCACCAAGCGAACGUUGUGGUCAAGAGAGUGAAUAAAGAGAGUGAGAGAGAAAAAAGAGCGGCGCGCAGCCAGUUUGAUGUUGCUGGCAAGCGCGCGCUGAAAACGAAAAAUGUCAACGUUCUUGAACAAUUUUUUCCCGGCAGAUACGGCUGCUAUGGAUCCACUUUUCUUCUCGCCCUCGAAUGGUAUACCGUCAGAAAGUAAACUCGCAACUUAUAUGGUAACAGCUCAACCGCCCGAAUUCAUUCCAACUCGCCUCAACAUCAAUUCGUCGCCGAACUUCUACUCACCAUAUCAUAAUACGCCCUUGCAAUUGAGUAAUGGCCUUAACGGCGUCAAUGGAUUAACAGCAGUAGCUGCCGCCGCCGCCGCAGCCCAAGCAGUAGCGACUACGUCCACGGCCGCCGCAUCCGCAUCCGCGACGAUCAGCAAAACGGUGAAUGGCACAAACUCCAUGCUCGGACUGCAGAAGACGGCCGCCGUCGCCGCAGCCACAGUUGUCCAGCAACAAAAACAACAACAGCAGCCUUUGGUAAAUGCAACGGGGGCGCCCAUAUCAGCGCCCAUCGCUAUCACCGGAGCCCCACCAAAUCCUGCCGCAACUCCAUUCGUCAGCACCAUGUCAACACAGACACCCCAUAAAGGACGCAGCGCCCUGCUACGCAACGACUCGCCCACGGCCGCACUACUCGGUGGCGCCGGUGAGAAAACUCCCCCGCAUGGAGUGACGCCGCACACCGCCUCGCCCAUACCAACAACGCUCCCGACGAGCGUCCAUCAGGAAAACGUCGGAGGCACGAUUUAUUUUUAUCCAACUGCCAAUGCACAGAGCAGCAAUCCGGUUGUCAACCCUGUGGCUGUGGAUGCCACCCAUCCGGCACACCAUGGCGUAGGGGUUGGGGUCGGUGCAGUUGCCCCACUGAGCGGUGUGGGCGGUGUCCCUUCGAGCCUGCUCUAUACUGGCCACGUCUAUCCCGGUCCCGCCUCCAAUGUGAUUGCCAUGCAGCCUAAAACUCAAUUGGAAUCAGCUUUCUUUAUACCGGAUGAUAUGCGCACAGAAAUUCUUGCCCGCAACGAGAUCUCGAACCUCAUAACGGACCCAGCAGAAGCCGCGCAGCACGCCCUGCCAAUGGAGGUUGACAACUAUCAUGCCCUGUACCCACUGGAACCACCGGCACAACCUUUGCAAGCCAAACUAACGCUGCCGGCAAGCACGUAUCGGGCAACGCACAAUACAACGGGCUUCAAAUACUGUUUGAGAAGGUUACACGGUUUUCGAUUGCAAUCCACGAAGUGUAUGACACUGGUGGAGAUGUGGAAGAAGCUGCAGCACACGAACGUGGUACAACUCCGUGAAGUUUUCACAACAAAAGCAUUUGGUGAUAACUCCUUAGUAUUAGUUUACGACUACUAUCCUGGCUCACAAACAUUGCUAGCCAAAUAUUUUACGCCAACGCCAGAGACCAAUGGCUACACCGAUCCAUUCCAAGGCGAGGCGCGUCCAUUCAGUCAUAAAAGUAACUUGCAGCGUACAAACAACGGACCACUGCUGGCGGAGUCCACAAUAUGGUCGAUUAUCAUGCAACUGACUGCUGGUCUUCGGGCUAUCCACCAGGCAGGACUCGCUUGCAAAAUACUAGACCCCACGAAGAUCAUAGUGACUGGAAAGCGUGUGCGCUUUAGCAACUGCUGUAUCUCAGAUAUAACGCAAUUCGAUCCAAAUGCGACGAAUCCCUUGGCACUCGUGAACAUGCAUCAGCAGGACGAUUUAACCGCUUUAGGUCGCUUAGUAUUAGCCUUGGCCUGUCGCUGCCUUCAGUCCGUGCAGCGCGACAAUGUGCAGUCUAGCAUCGAUAUGGUGACGCGAAACUACUCUACAGACUUGCGUAACUUUAUUGUCUACCUUUUCACCACGAACAAUCGACGUUCUGUGACCGAUCUAAUGCCGAUGAUAGGAGCACGUUUCUACACACAACUCGAUGCGCUACAAUGCCAGAUCGAUAUGCAGGAAGACGAGCUGGCUAAGGAAAUGGAAAACGGACGUCUAUAUAGGGUUUUGGUCAAGCUAAACACUAUCAACGAAAGGCCUGACUUUAACUUAGAUUGCACUUGGUCGGAAACAGGAGACCGCUAUAUGCUGAAAUUAUUCCGUGAUUAUCUAUUCCAUUCCGUCACUGAAGAUGGCCGCCCUUGGCUGGACCACGCCCACAUUGUGCAGUGCCUGAAUAAAUUGGAUGCUGGCUCGCUUGAUCGCGUUCAACUGAUGUCACGGGACGAGCAAUCGGUACUAAUUGUAUCCUAUGCAGAACUUAAAAACUGUUUAGAGAACGCAUUCUCCGAACUAAUAUCGAGUGCUGGAAAUUGAACCAAGCAACCAACUCUGCUCACUCACCAAUACAGCAAGCGACCACAAACGAUAACGAUUCAUACGUUUAAACAAACAAACAAAUAAGAAUAAAAACAAAAAAUAAAAUGUACGCGUUAAAUUAUAAGACAUUUCGGCACACGCCGAGUAAAAAGCGAUAAAAGUAUAAAUUGUAAUGAUAAACAACAAACAACCUACUGUUUAAGCAAUGCAGAAAAAGAAAGGAAAAACCACUUAAUAUCCAAUGUUACGUAAGCUCUAAUUUAAUUCUAAGUAUUUAAAAUCAAAGAAGAUGAAACAACUCAAAGAAAAACAAACAGACAAACAAACAAAUCAACUCGAAACGACAGGUAACAGAGGAUACAACUGUUUGAACGCGUAAUUAAUCUCUCCAAAUUUAAAAAUUAAAAAACAAAACACAAAAAGAAUUCUUUUUAAAUGUAAAACAAAAAGUAGAAAACAUUCGAAACAAGAAUAAAAGAAACACGUUGAUCUAUUUUUACAGACCCUAAGAGAAUGGAACUUAAAAAUAUAUAAAAAGCGAAAAAAAUUGUAAAUUCAACAAAAUUGAAAAAAAAAAAAAAACAUAAAAAGAGAUAACAAAAAAGGAUAAAGGAAGCAGUGUACAGAAAGGGAACAGGGAACAUCAAAUGUAAAAGUAUUUGGAUUAUGAACGCCCCCUACUAGACAAAUGACUUGAACCUAAAAAUGUAACAAUAACAUUUUUAUUUUUUAUAGCUGCAUGAUUUUAUCAAAGAAAAUACAACAACAACAAAAACAAAAAAACUACAACAAGGAACCACUUAUAGGAGAUAUUUUGUGUAAUGGACGUGUGCAAAUCGAGCGAUGCACAGCGCAUCUGCUAAAUAUUAUAAUUAAAACAUAAAGAAAAACAAUUCCGUUUUAUACAAUUUAUUUUAGAUACUUGCAUAGGUUUUUUUUAAAAAUAAAAAUAAAAUGUAUUUUUUCAAAAUGUAACAAAACUCCCAACACUUUUAAACUAACAAACAGAUAAACUGUUUGCAAUUUUUAAGACUAAGUCGAGUCCCCGCAAAAUUUUGCAAAUCUUCAAUUCGCGCUGUGCUUGCGUGUUCGCAUAUCCACGAAAUAAAUAUAAACGAGCCAAACAACCGAAUCUAAAUCUUAUAGAAAAGAUGAUAGUACUACACCACCAUUGCGACAGAUAUAGGAGGUGCAUAAAAUACACAUUAAGUACAAUUUGAUAAAUAUUUAUAUAUAGAUAUGGAAGUAAGUACAUUAACGAAAAGAGGAGCCAACCUAACCACUGUUCUGUUAAAUCACUUUUUUGUUGCCUUACGCAGUUGUCGAGUCUGUCAGUCGUUAAUGGAUUGAUUGUAUAUUAUUGUAAUCCUUUAAAGCGCAUUGUCUUUUUACGAGCGAUGCGAGACUGGAUUGUUUUAAUUGAUUGAUUCAUUGCUUGAUUUUUACCCAAGUUAAUUCUUAGAGUUUUUUUAUACUGACUUUCUUCUUAUGUUUCGUCGGACCUAUUGUGUAAUUUCGCUUUUUAAAUAUUUUAUACUUCAACAUAAGACUUAUUAUUAUUUAUAAACACGAAAAAUGUGAAAGAAAACUUUUUAAAAAACCAAUAAAAAAUAAUAAAAUGUUAAA
Messenger RNA from Scaptodrosophila lebanonensis, 4427 nucleotides. RefSeq names its product PAN2-PAN3 deadenylation complex subunit PAN3 (gene PAN3). Gene Ontology annotation, cellular component: PAN complex; P-body. Gene Ontology annotation, biological process: nuclear-transcribed mRNA poly(A) tail shortening; mRNA processing. The transcript is spliced from 13 exons. NCBI's taxonomy places the organism in Eukaryota, Metazoa, Arthropoda, Insecta, Diptera, Drosophilidae. Gene Ontology annotation, molecular function: poly(A) binding. The record is from RefSeq and is a predicted model, not a curated record. Bases 543 to 2798 code for a protein of 751 amino acids.